ACUUCAGCCUGGAGUUAGGCAUACAUUAAAAAUAGCAGAGUUUACUUUAUGCCCAGUGUGGCGCACUUUAUGCGGUAUUCGCAAUGCUAGAUAUGCUCGCAACGAAUUCUUGGUUGCCUCAGGCAGAACACAAAUACAAUAUGACAUUCCUGCUUCUGCAGUUCUACGGAUUUCCAGUAGUAGGACUGCCGAUGGGCAAUUAUCAAUCAUCAAUUUGUCGUAGAUGAUAAUAGAUGAAGCACUGCCAAUGAAGAUUCAUGUGCUUGUGUAUGACUCCAAAUAUGCUUUCAGAGAUGCUAUACCUCAUGGCGAGCAUCCGGUACCGCCCGAGAAUCGGGUGCCUGGAUGUGCUGCAAAGCGGGCAAGUCCGGCCCUCGGAGUCAUGGCCUGCAUCAAUAUCAUCCACGGUAGGCUCGGGGCUGUGGUCGGACUACUGCUGAGGAACGAUCAAGUCUACCUCAUGUUCCCAUCAUGGAAUCUUAUAGUUGACUCACGGCGAGAGAAGGGUGUGAAGAAGGGAGUCAUAUACAACCAUGGUUCAUGCAACCCGGUCGACUAUAUACCCUUCGCAGGGAAGCCUGCGUCCCUUCGCUUCGUUCUCCGUCUUCAACUUCUCUACUGCUUACACCUGGAGCAAUUACUUGUCUAUAGACGUCUCCAAAGUUCAACGUUCAAGCGUUUGAUUUACAUCAAGCGAGUCGUUGCUUACUAUCCCAUCGUCCAACGUUCAAGCGUUCGAUUUACAUCAAGCGAGUCUCGUUCCAGCGUUCGACUUACAUCAAGCGAGGUGUUGCGUACUAUCCCAUCGUCCAACGUUUCAGCAUUCGAUUUACAUCAAGCGAGACUCUGUGUAUUAUACCAUCGUUCAACGUUCCAGCGGUCGAUUUACAUCAAGCGAGACUUUGCCUAUUAUCCCAUCGUUCAAGCAAUCUGUUUGCGACAUACAAGCUCAGUACAACCUAUCCUACCAUUCAACGUACCCAUUUAUCCCUCUAUUCAUCUAUCUAUAUAACCAGAGAACCGAACACUUCGCCCUUACUCCGAGCACGACAAGGAAGAGAAGGCCGACCAUCACAACGCCUACACCCCAUGUAGGCGUGGAUGUGGCUCUCUUAUAUCGGAUGCCCUGGACGGCGCUCUUGCGGAGACCUCAUAUACCAAUAUCUCUGUCAACAGUCCUUUGAGAGGCGGAUACGCAGCACUCAAACGUCUCAUUG
This is a messenger RNA of Aspergillus ibericus CBS 121593, 1217 nucleotides long. RefSeq lists its product as uncharacterized. Lineage: Eukaryota; Fungi; Ascomycota; Eurotiomycetes; Eurotiales; Aspergillaceae. The record is from RefSeq and is a predicted model, not a curated record. The transcript is spliced from 3 exons. The coding region runs from base 224 to 1012 and encodes 262 amino acids.